GUCGACGUCUUUUCGCGUCAUUAACUUGUCGACGCAACAGGUCGACGCAACAGGCAGGAUACAUUGUGUGCACAGCACUCUUGAGUAUCAAUGUCACAUCCAAGACAACGCACGGAAACAACACCGAUCCCUACCCCCACUGUCCCUCAUCAUCGGAUAUUGGUGUCGCUGUACGCGUUGAAUCGACGUCUCUGUGCCGCCCCCUCCACAGCCGGUUCCCACCGCUUCGCCGCACAAUCUGCCCAACGCCCUCCUUCCCUUUAUAGCGUCGCUUAUCACUGCCAAUGAGCUGCAUCACAGGCUGCGAAAAGUCGAAGACCUCACGGCUGAAUUCAGGAGUCGACGGGGGGGUGGGAGGGGGGAAGGCAGAUGGGGGGCAGCCGCGGUGCUGCGCUCUUGCCUGCUGGAGACCCAUGGCCAGACUGCAGUCAUUAUUGAGAGAAGAAGCUGGGUGGGCACCACAUAUCAGCAAUUGGCUGGUGUCUCUUGCUCACCUCAACUGGUAGACGUGUCUCUGGGGGAAAGUCAUGUUGUGAUGUUUGUGGGGCGUCUGUGGCGGGGGGGCAAAUGAUGGUGUGGCCAUAUCUGGCGAGAGGGUGACUGGAGAUGAAGAAGUGGCCGACCAGACCUGACUGAUGCUGCCAACUCGCGGAGAGCCUGUCAUUGACAAACCACGCAUAUACACUUACAUAGCCACAUGUGACAGCCGCAUGUUAUCGUUUUUCCUCCCUCUGUACCUGAUGCACUUGACAGCUGGUCCCCUCCGCCCGUCUGUGUAGCCACCGAUCUCGCCUUGCCGACGUAGCCGAUGUCUGAUAAUCUCCGCUCCUCUUCCAUCAAUCCAGCAGCAUUAAACACAGGCAGUCGCCCCUGCACUUGAACUCUUCUUGGAGGAAAGGGAGAUGGCCUGUCUAGGAAUCUCUGUUGUCUCUCGCGGCCCGUUCGUGCCGGCGAUGGGCGAGCUGGGCAAGUGGGGCAAGAGGCUUGACCGACUGAGGUCUCUUCAAGCCUGAGACAGGGGAUUGUCCAUCAAGCCAUGAAAGGAGACGACACCGAUAUUUUGACAUCAUAUCUCUUUGCCCAACCGACCUGCUGAGCAUUUGCGGCAUGAUGCUGAGGAGCUGCUGUGUAAUUGAAUCCAACAGCGUCCUCAUUUGGCUUCUCUCUUCUCGAUCGAACGAUGUUUGCUCCUGCAGCACCCGCAGCUGCUGGUCGAUGCCGGCAAGUUUUGCGCUGACGAUUGCACAUAAGUGAAGGGCUUUUCCUUCGCAUCCACCAGUAUGUAUGUCCGUGCUCUCACCGCAGUGCCCAUCCUGUGUCUUCUUGCGGUAGCCCCAGACCAGGCUCGUCCCUCGAGCUGUCCCUGGCCGGUUUCCAAUCUGCUGGGCGACCACUAAACAGCAGGCUUUCCUUCCCGUCUUGUGUCUCUUGCGGCGUUGUUGACGGACCGCAAGCCGGGCCGCAACCGCACACGGAACACGGAUACAAAAGGUCAUACGACGGUGUGAAACCUUGGGCCCCGGAUCUUCCCUCAGGCUGAGCAGGGGCCUCGCCCUGAUCAACAGGGCAAGAAGACGAUAGAGACUCCUCAGAGAGCAGCCACGCGCCAUGCGGUGUGUGGUUCCGUGAGCAAAGGGGCUCCGCCACUUUCCGUGAGCAAAGGGGCUCCGCCACACUCCAGGACCACCCAGCAGAAGCCUUGACAUCUUCCUGCCACAGUGGGGCAGAGCUGUGCGUCAAAAAUGUUUCCACUUCGUCCUCCCACCAAAGAUCACUCGUCAU
Molecule: messenger RNA, 1782 nt
Organism: Vitrella brassicaformis
Lineage: Eukaryota; Vitrellaceae
Source: the annotation of a GenBank genome assembly